AUGUACAAUGUACAUACACUUCAAUAAAGUCCGUCCGGAAUUCAACCUCAAAUCAUACAUCACACAGUUUGUGAACAUUAUUUUCAGAAUGAACAUUAACAUUUUCGCUUUAAUUAUUUCGUUGAUUUUAUGUUCGAAUUCGAUUCCAAUUGUCGAGUGUGAUUUUCAAAGUCCAAUUUAUGGUUCCAACCAUGCAAGCAUCAUAGUCGGAUUGAAUCAGUUACUCGCGAAUCUUCAUCAAUUCGUUCCUGCAAACAGACAACUAUCUGGAGCAACAAUAUUCGCUGGAUCUAUUCCUCAUGGUUCAAUACAUACACCAUCGCCACAGUUGCCAGUAGCGAAAGAGACUAAAACACCAGAUGCAACCACUGAUGGUACUGAGGACGGCUAAGUCACGUUUCUGGGGCGGAGCAACACAUAUUAAAUGUUAUCUGUUUACUUACCGAGCUCUCCUUCAAACAUAACAUUUUUAAUUAAAAAUAAUUUAAAUUUUUAAUUGUGUAUCGACACUUAUUUUAUCUAUAAAAGACCCAUGAAACCUGA
Messenger RNA from Contarinia nasturtii (swede midge), 543 nucleotides. RefSeq lists its product as uncharacterized. The record is from RefSeq and is a predicted model, not a curated record. NCBI's taxonomy places the organism in Eukaryota, Metazoa, Arthropoda, Insecta, Diptera, Cecidomyiidae. The coding region runs from base 8 to 391 and encodes 127 amino acids. The transcript has 5 exons.